GUCUAUGAUUACAGCGUUGUUCUUUUACUUAUUUGACGAGUCAAUCGCGCAUCCUAAGUCUUGUUGAAAGUAAUGAUUGUAAAAAUGGUGUGGGAAGAUUCAUUUCCGGAGAUGAUAUCGUUAUAAUUCAAUAUUCCAUUGUUUAACCUGUCAUCGUGCAAUAUAUAGUAAAUAAGGGUGAUUUGUAGCGGAAUGGAGCUGAUUUUCUUUCUCACUAAAGCUUUAUAUAUGCCUAUAAAUGACCAGUCCUUUAUCCAGGCCACUGUACCGGUAAAGAAGGGAAAUCCAAACUUCUUCAGCUUUUUCGGAUUCAACAGUUGCAACCUAAUGCACCACGUUGUGGCUACCUUUAAAAGGUAACCAAAUUGUUGACUUGCAAUUGGGAACCCUCGCUUUGUAAAGGUCAAGUAUUCACUUGCGUCUUUUUGUAAUUUGCUUUAUUAGUAAGCUCAUCCCGAUUAACUCGCACGAGGUUGCCGCGUAACUGGAUCUAGCCGGAUCACCAGACAGAGUGGGAGGAGAUUGUUUGCUUUGAUCUUGUAUUAGGUUGAACAUUGUUUGCUUUUGUUUAUAUCUCGCAUGCCAUGAGACAUCUUGCAUCACUGUAAUGCUGACUGCACCAUCGAAGUAUAACUGCUGAAGAUGGGUAACAUAGGAGAAGAAGGCAAGGACACCAAGCCUGACAAAAACGUCAAGAGGAAGAGUAAGCGUCGACCACCUCGAUUGACCGGUGUCAGCAAACAACGUAAAAUGGCAAAUGAGCGGGAAAGACGGAGAGUUCACGCUCUGAAUUCGCACAUUGAGAAUCUACGAGAUCAUAUUCCGCUCUCACCAUUUGAGAAGCGACCGACCAAGACCGAGGUAAUCUGGAUGGCAGCAACGUAUAUUAAAUUUCUCACAGACCUGCUGGAAAAGAGCGACAAAACCGCUGACAAUACACUGGAACUGGGUGCUGACGAUACUUCGCAGAGUUUGGAUCUAACUUUUAUAGAUAUAGCAGUGUCCGAUAUUUUUUGCCUUGACGAAUGUUCCGCAGUGGCCGAACUCGAUCUUGACGACAUUUUAUUUCUUACAGACUCUGAGGCACAGUUAAGCGAAAAUUGACUUCUCGGAGGUAUCUACUCCAAUUUGAUGUUUGAAGAGCCUUUUCAAGUAGCUGAUGAUUAUGUCACAAAGACGAUUUAAUCAUCACUUAGCUGGAUCGAGUACCAAGUUUUUGAAAAUACAGAACUUUGUGUAUAUACAACUGCAAAAAACCUAGAAUUAUUAUAAUAUUUUUGGUAAUUAUGUUAAAAACGCAAGUUACAUGACAUGAUGGCAGAAACGUCAAUAGCCCACGACCUCGGAUGACGUUGAAGCUCUCGAGUUUUGAGUAAGGUCUAUUUCGCGUUUGAGGAGUUUGUAAUUAUAGGCACUUUGUAAAAUAAAACCUUGAAUUAUA
Molecule: messenger RNA, 1441 nt
Organism: Orbicella faveolata
Lineage: Eukaryota; Metazoa; Cnidaria; Anthozoa; Scleractinia; Merulinidae
Product: neurogenin-3-like
Biological process (GO): developmental process; regulation of transcription by RNA polymerase II
Molecular function (GO): protein dimerization activity; DNA-binding transcription factor activity, RNA polymerase II-specific; RNA polymerase II transcription regulatory region sequence-specific DNA binding
Source: RefSeq, a predicted model, not a curated record